AUGUCAUUAUGUUCUGAGAAAUUAACACUUUGGAUUUUUAUCGAAGGCAGCUCGAGAUUUAAGAAAUUCCCUGUCGAAUGGAAUGAUUCACCACCAGACUUGGACGAUCUUGCAAGUAGACUUUGUGAAAAAGAAGAUAUUUUAAACCAGGGUACUCUUCUCACAAAUUUGUACCCAUUCUCUGACUCUGAAGUUCGUUGCCAACUAUCUACAUCUUGGUUCAGGAGCAGAUUUCAACACACAAAUGGCCUUUGCGAAGUGAAAAAGAAAAUUAAUGAGGAACAGGUCGAUGAUGAUUUUGCACUCAAUAAAAUAAUAGAGGAAGUUCAACCAGAUGAACGUGGAAAACGUGAAAUCGGAAAGCAGGCAUAUGGCGAAUGGGAAAUAGGUGAAGUUCUCGAGAAGAUUCUGCAUAAGAGUGCAAGAACCAUAUAUGACAUCAAUCAGUUUGACAUAACAGAGAAAAUUCCGCCAGAUCCAGAGAUUUCUGUUGCUGUUGAACAUGUCCAGUCAAAGGAAAGUAAGCUUUAUCUCAAGAGUGAAGAAUGGCUUGAUGGAAGUCGUGGUUUUGGUCCUGUCAACUAUUCUGUAUAUCUUGAGGAAUUUGUUUUAUUGGUCUGUGAAGCUAAAAAAGAGAAUUUUGAGAAAGGUGCUGCCCAGAACAUUGUGCAAAUGCAUAGUUCUGUGGCGGAUGGUUUUUUCUUCAAUGGAUUGGAUCCCCCGAAAUAUUCUCAAUUAGAAGUAUCUGGACCUCACAUGUGUGAUUUUGGCAAUUUUGGCCGUGAUGAAAUGAUAAAAGAUGCAAAGAAAAUAGCUAAUUACAUUGCCUUCAGUUUACAAAUGCAAAUUAGUGAUCUGGAUAGCAAUAAAAAACUUCAUCUGUAA
This is a messenger RNA of Ambispora leptoticha, 885 nucleotides long. NCBI's taxonomy places the organism in Eukaryota, Fungi, Glomeromycota, Glomeromycetes, Archaeosporales, Ambisporaceae. The record is from the annotation of a GenBank genome assembly.